AUGGCAGUCUUGACCUCACUCACUCGUUUCCCUUCUUCUUCUACCUUGUUGUCCUCUAACGCUCGCCAUCUCUUCCUCCUUUAUCCAUCUUCUUCUUCCAUCAUCAAAAAAAGAUUCAAUCUCUUCUCCGUCGCAUCCAUGUCGUCUUCUUCUCCUUCCCCUCCUCCUCAAGAGAAAAUCACAGCUCCUUAUGGCUCCUGGAAGUCCCCGAUCACCGCCGACAUCGUUUCCGGUGCUUCAAAGCGUCUCGGCGGCACCGCCGUCGAUUCCCGCGGACGUCUCGUCUGGCUCGAGUCUCGCCCCAAUGAAUCCGGGAGAGGGGUUUUGGUAAUGGAAGGAGAAAAAGAUAUCACACCAAAAGAGUUUGCAGUGAGGACUUUAACUCAAGAGUAUGGUGGUGGUGCUUUCCGCCUUUCCUCAUCAGACGAUCAACUCGUUUUCUCCAAUUACAAAGAUCAGCGACUUUACAACCAACAUCUUCUUCACAAUGAUUCAUCUCCCAAACCAAUCACCCCUGAUUAUGGUGCUCCAACUGUUACUUAUGCUGACGGAGUCUUUGAUUCACGCUUUAACCGCUAUCUUACUGUUAGGGAAGAUGGUCGCCAGGACAGAUCAAACCCUAUUACAACCAUUGUGGAGGUCAAUCUAAGUGGAGGAGGAGGAGACACACUUGAAGAACCAACAGUUCUUGUGAGUGGCAAUGAUUUUUAUGCGUUUCCACGAUUGGACCCCAAGUGUGAGCGAUUGGCAUGGAUUGAAUGGAGUCACCCUAAUAUGCCUUGGGAUAAAGCACAGCUCUGGGUUGGCUACAUAUCUGAGGCCGGAACUAUUGAUAAACGUGUAUGUGUUGCUGGUUGUGAUCCCCAGUUUGUGGAAUCUCCUACUGAGCCCAAGUGGUCACCAAGAGGUGAACUCUUUUUUGUAACGGACAGAAAGAACGGAUUCUGGAAUAUACAUAAAUGGAUUGAAAGUACCAACGAGGUUGUUUCAGUAUAUCCUCUAGAUGGUGAGUUUGCCAAACCAUUAUGGGUUUUCGGUACAAACUCCUACGAAAUAAUCGAAUGCUCUGAAGAGAAGAACAUAAUUGCAUGUAGCUACAGGCAGAAAGGAAAGUCAUAUCUUGGCAUUUUGGAUGAUUCGAAGGGUUCAUUUUCUCUGCUUGAUAUUCCUUUAACUGAUUAUGAUAGCCUUACAUUGGGUAAUCAAUGCCUUUAUGUUGAGGGAGCAUCAGCAGUUCUUCCACCAUCAAUUGCCAAGGUAACACUGGAUCAGCAUAAGAUGAAAGCACUCAGUUCUGAGAUUGUUUGGUCUUCUUCCCCGGAUGUUUUAAAGUACAAGGCUUUCUUCAGCGUGCCAGAUUUGAUUGAAUUUCCAACAGAGGUUCCUGGUCAAAACGCUUAUGCUUACUUUUAUCCUCCAACCAAUCCGCUCUACAAUGCUAGCAUGGAGGAGAAACCUCCAUUGCUAGUGAAGAGUCACGGAGGCCCUACUGCUGAAUCACGUGGAUCUUUAAAUCUGAAUAUUCAGUACUGGACAAGCCGAGGGUGGGCAUUUGUUGAUGUCAAUUAUGGUGGAAGCACAGGUUAUGGUCGAGAGUAUCGGGAGCGGUUGUUACGGAGGUGGGGGAUUGUUGACGUGGAUGACUGUUGUGGAUGUGCUAAGUACUUGGUAUCUUCUGGAAAGGUAGAUGUUAAGCGGCUCUGUAUAUCUGGAGGUUCUGCAGGAGGUUACACAACUCUUGCAGCAUUGGCAUUCAGAGAUGUCUUCAAGGCAGGAGCCUCUUUAUAUGGGGUGGCUGACUUAAAAAUGCUGAAAGAAGAAGGUCACAAGUUUGAAUCCCGCUAUAUCGACAAUCUUGUUGGAGAAGAAAAGGAUUUCUAUGAGAGAUCACCAAUCAACUUCGUCGAUAGGUUUUCUUGCCCCAUCAUCCUUUUCCAAGGAUUGGAAGACAAGGUUGUAACCCCGGAUCAAUCUCGUAAAAUCUAUCAAGCACUAAAGGAAAAAGGUCUACCUGUUGCCCUUGUCGAGUACGAAGGAGAACAACACGGUUUUCGUAAGGCAGAGAACAUCAAAUACACACUGGAGCAACAAAUGGUGUUCUUUGCCCGAGUCGUCGGAGGGUUCCAAGUUGCAGAUGACAUCAAUCCUCUGAAAAUUGACAACUUCGACACUUCCAGUGAUGCUUAG
Eruca vesicaria subsp. sativa (arugula) is the source of this 2187-nucleotide messenger RNA. Lineage: Eukaryota; Viridiplantae; Streptophyta; Magnoliopsida; Brassicales; Brassicaceae. The record is from the annotation of a GenBank genome assembly.